GACAGCAAUUGAUAAUAGUAAUUGCAAUAGUCCCAAAAGUCAAAUUCUUGUUUUUCAAGAAAAAAUUAACAGAGUUGGAAAGAUUCACCAAAGAUAUUUACAAGCUGUUCAGACUUGGAAGGCCUGUUCUGCUACAUAUGCCCCUUUUUCAAGCUCUAAAUUCUCUGAUGGACCCUUUCCUUCGGUACCUGUUUACUACAGUCUGCAGCCUUGUUGCCCUUUUGAGUUGCAUUUACUUUUAUCAAUCAAAGAAAGCAAGAACUCACGGGAAAAGAUGCUGCACUGCACCGCAAGCUGGCGGUGCUUUGCCUGUAAUUGGCCACAUGCACCUCUUAGGUGGCCAGCAACUCACCCACAAAACAUUAGGUGCCAUGGCUGACAAAUAUGGACCUGUUUUUUCCAUAAGGCUAGGAUCACACAGAGUCUUGGUUUUAAAUAGUUGGGAAAUGGCCAAAGAAUGUUUCACUGUCCAUGAUAAAGUUUUUUCCACUAGACCAAGCAUUGCUGCUUCAAAGCAUCUAGGCUAUGAUUUUGCUAUGUUUGGGUUCGCUCCUUAUGGGUCUUAUUGGCGUGAGAUGCGCAAGAUUGCCACCAUUGAGCUUCUGUCAAGCCACCGGAUUGAUAUGCUCAAACAUAUACGAGCUUCUGAGGUAAAGACUGCAAUAAGAGAACUGUACAAGUCAUGGCUUAGCAAGGGUAGUACAGAAACUGGAGUGUUGGUGGAUAUGAAGCAGUGGUUUGGUGAUCUAACUCAUAAUAUUGCUUUGAGAAUGGUAGGAGGGAGAAGAUACUUCGGACCAAAUGCUGAUUGUGAGGAAGCAGAUGCAAGAAGAUGCCAGAAAGUUAUGAGAGAUUUUGUUUAUCUGUUUGGAGUGUUCGUCUUGUCUGAUGCAAUACCAUUUCUCGGGUGGCUGGAUUUUCAAGGAUAUGAAAAAUCCAUGAAAAGAACUGCAAAAUUGGACAGUCUCGUAGAAAGGUGGCUGGAGGAGCAUAAACAGAAGAGACUUUUGGGUGGAGGGGUGAUUGAAGAGCAGGAUUUCAUGCAUGUGAUGCUGAACAUCCUGGAAGAUGGCAAGAUUACUGGUUUCGAUGCUGACACCAUCAUCAAGGCUACUUGCUUGAAUUUGAUCUUAGCAGGGAGUGACACGACCAUGGUCACUCUUACCUGGGCCCUGUCUUUGCUACUGAACAAUCCUCGCGUGCUAAAGAAGGCCCAGGAUGAGGUAGACAUGCACGUUGGUAAGGAUAGACCAUUAGAAGAAUCUGAUAUCUCAAACCUGGUCUAUCUUCAAUCCAUUGUCAAGGAAACAUUGCGCUUAUACCCUCCCAGUCCGAUCAUAGGCCUUCGGGCUGCAUUGGAAGAUUGCACCCUCUCAACAGGCUACCACAUUCCAUCCGGUACAAGGUUGAUGGUAAAUGCCUGGAAGAUUCAGCGUGAUGAACGUGUAUGGCUAGACCCUCAUGAUUUUCAGCCUGAGAGAUUUUUAACCAGCCAUAAGGAUAUGGAUUUUAGAGGCCAAACUUUUGAACUCAUCCCUUUUGGCUUAGGAAGAAGAUCAUGCCCCGGGACCUCACUAGCCCUCAAGAUGUUGCACUUUAUCUUGGGCAGGUUCUUGCACAGUUUUGAUGUUGCUAAGCCAUCAAAGCUCGAAGAUGUAGAUAUGACAGAAAGCGCUGGAUUGACCAAUCUGAAAGCGACCCCGCUUGAGGUACUCGUCACUCCACGUCUGAAUUCCAAGCUCUAUGUGGUAUAGGCACAGAAUUAACACAAUUACCUGGAACAAGAAAGUACAGUGUGUAACUAACGCGGUGAAAUAAGGGCUUGUCACAAGGGUCCUGCAGUCCUGCACUCUGUUAUUGAGUUGAUCAUUGCUAUGUCUUUAUAGCUACCCGACUUGCCUACAACACAAACAGAGUAGCAUUCUCUCUCCUUUCAAGGAAUUGGUUUUAGAACGUUAAGGAUACUUUUGAAGCGUGCUAAAAAGAUACUUCUCCCUUUUGAAUGAAUUAGAAGUUUUAUUCAACCAAAAUGUGUGCAGCACAACCCCAAAAGAUUGAUAUUUCUUUCUUUUUUGCUCAGCAAAAGAUUGAUAAAAUUAGCGCAAUAGUGGAUUA
Molecule: messenger RNA, 2115 nt
Organism: Theobroma umbraticum
Lineage: Eukaryota; Viridiplantae; Streptophyta; Magnoliopsida; Malvales; Malvaceae
Product: xanthotoxin 5-hydroxylase CYP82C4-like
Molecular function (GO): iron ion binding; oxidoreductase activity, acting on paired donors, with incorporation or reduction of molecular oxygen; monooxygenase activity
Source: RefSeq, a predicted model, not a curated record